Messenger RNA from Lampris incognitus (smalleye Pacific opah), 1829 nucleotides. RefSeq names its product cytochrome P450 2D17-like. Gene Ontology annotation, biological process: xenobiotic metabolic process. The transcript has 11 exons. The record is from RefSeq and is a predicted model, not a curated record. Gene Ontology annotation, molecular function: heme binding; iron ion binding; oxidoreductase activity, acting on paired donors, with incorporation or reduction of molecular oxygen, reduced flavin or flavoprotein as one donor, and incorporation of one atom of oxygen. Lineage: Eukaryota; Metazoa; Chordata; Actinopteri; Lampriformes; Lampridae. Bases 29 to 1528 code for a protein of 499 amino acids. Gene Ontology annotation, cellular component: cytoplasm; intracellular membrane-bounded organelle.
ACAACUAAAUCACAAUCCCCAUUCAAAUAUGUUUGGAUCUCUGGUUCUCCUCUGGCUGGCUGCCUGUCUUGUCUUUUUACUUUUCCGAAAUCGCAGAGAUAAAAACUUUCCUCCAGGCCCUCCAGCCCUUCCCAUCUUUGGAAACUUGUUGCAGCUCAAUCUGAAAAAUCCUUCUAAAGAUCUGGUAAAGCUGGCCUCACAAUAUGGUAAUGUCUACAGUCUAUUCCUUGGCUGCAGAAAAGUAGUCAUCAUCAGUGGCCUACAGGCAAUGAAAGAGGCCUUCAUUACUAAGGCUGCUGACUGCUCUGGAAGACCACAAGACCUCAUGAUCAACCAUUCAGUACAACGGAAAGUUCAUGCUCCAGGAAUAGUUCUAUCAGAUUAUAGUUCUGGUUGGAGGGAGCACCGUCGCUUCACGCUGAUGACUCUGAGGAACUUGGGGAUGGGGAAAGAGUCCAUGGAGGGGAGGAUUCUGGAAGAGACAAGAAACAUUGUGAAGAUUCUAGAGGACAGUGUGGGUAAAAAAAUUGCUCCUCAGAAGUUGUUCCAUAAUGCAGCCUCAAAUAUCAUCUGCGCUGUACUGUUGGGUACUAAUCACAAUUACAAUGAGUUCAUCCAGUUGUUUGAUCAGAUUGUCAGAGAAAACUCCAAGAUCCUCAAUGGACGCUGGGCUAUGAUUUACGACUCCUUACCCAUGGUGCGCCUCCUGCCACUCCCUUUCUGGCAAGUCUUCAAGAAUUUCAAGAUUGGCCAACAGAAGGUAAUGGAGCUGUUGGUUAAGCAUAAGAAGACCAGAGUCCCCGGUAAACCGCGAGAUUUCAUAGACUGCUACCUGGAUGAACUGGAUAAGAGAGGGCAUGAUAGGUCAUCAUUUUCCGAAGAUCAGCUUUCUUCAAUAUUUGUGGAUCUUCACUUUGCUGGGAGUGACACUACCACAAGCACUCUGCUUACUGCUUUCCUCUACCUUUCGACCCACCCACAGAUACAAAAGAAAUGUCAACAGGAAAUAGACAAGGUUAUGGAAGGGAAGGAUCAUGUCACUUUUGAGGACCGACAUCAGAUGCCCUACAUUGAGGCUGUGAUCCAUGAGGUCCAGAGGAUAGGUAAUAUUGCUCCCCUCGGUGUCUUCCACUUAACCUCAAAUGACAUAGAGCUCAUGGGAUACUCCAUACCCAGGGGAACUAUCCUUAUUCCCAACAUGACCUCUGUGCUCAAUGAGGAGGGACAGUGGAAAUUUCCUCAUGAAUUUAACCCUGAAAACUUUCUGAAUAACCAAGGAGAGUUUGUUAAGCCGGCGGCCUUCAUGCCUUUCUCCAUAGGUCCCCGCAUGUGUCUGGGGGAGAAUUUGGCCCGUAUGGAGCUUUUUCUAAUCAUUGUUAUUCUGCUGGGGAAGUUCCAGUUCAUCUGGCCAGAGGACGCAGGAAAGCCAGACUACACUCCUCUCUUUGGUUCCACCCAAUACCCUAAACCCUACCAGAUGAAGAUCCAAUUCAGAGAGAAUCCUCAAAAGUUGUUAAAUUCAAUGUAAAUGUUUGUUAUUCACCAAAUUCAUAAACAGACCAAACAUUGAUAGUUUUGAGAAUUGUGAUUUAGUGUGAUAUUCCAAUCAAAGUUUUAUUGAAUAUUAAAUUACGAUUAAAAGAUCAACUUAAAUGCAAUUCCAUUCAAAACAAGUUGCGAUAUUAGAAAAUUGGUGUAAUUUGCUGUCAAACCUCUUUAUCCAUGUUGAUAUAUUUCUCAUCAGCCUAAAUGUUUGAUAUAUGUUGAACAAGUGCAAAUUUGCCAGUUCCUAAAUAUACAUGUUUUUUUUAUAAAUUAAAAUUUUUCUU